This is a messenger RNA of Impatiens glandulifera, 432 nucleotides long. Its product is annotated as protein SPEAR1-like. NCBI's taxonomy places the organism in Eukaryota, Viridiplantae, Streptophyta, Magnoliopsida, Ericales, Balsaminaceae. The coding region runs from base 1 to 432 and encodes 143 amino acids. The transcript has 4 exons. The record is from RefSeq and is a predicted model, not a curated record. Gene Ontology annotation, molecular function: DNA-binding transcription factor activity. Gene Ontology annotation, biological process: regulation of DNA-templated transcription; DNA-templated transcription initiation.
AUGAACAUAGGAUCAAAUGAUCAUCAGAGAUCUUCAGGAUCAUCAUCAUCAUCAUCAAGAAAAAGCAGGAAGAACAACAGUUCAGAGAAACCUAAGCAGCCACAAAGAGGAUUGGGUGUUGCUCAGUUGGAGAAGAUAAGACUUCAUGGUCAGAUGGCCGCAUAUAAUUCAUCGGUUUCAACACCAUCUAAUUCUUCAUCCAUAUGCUCAUAUGGGUUUCAACCUCAUCCACAAAAUUUUCUGAUGGGUUUGAAUUAUGAACAUAACAGAGCAAACAUCAGCUUUGGUGAUUCCCAAGCUACCACAACAAGGGAAGAAGGGAGCAUGGGUCUUCUGAAAAGUGUUGAGAAAUUCAAGCCUCAAGCUGGUUGCAGGUUUGCUAUUUAUGCAUACUGGUGGAUAAGGCAAUCCAUUAGGAAGGCGAUUUUCUAG